CGGCGACGGCGGCGACGGCGGCCGCCGCCGCGGCCACCUUCGAGUCGGUCCCCACCCCGAGGAAGAUGGUCCUGCCGGCCGAGGCCGAGCGCCGGCGCCGGCUUGGCCUCUGCCCCCGGUGCGGGAAGCACCCCCCGAAUGAGCCAUGCCUGGUGCUGCUGUCGUAUGGUGGUGUGGUGCCGGUCCGGGUGCCCGGCCCCGAUGGCGAGCGCAUCCUCUACCGACUUACCGACAAGGAGCGCGCGCGCCGGUCGGUUCUCGGCCUGUGUCGGGUAUGCGGCACCCACCCCAAGGGCACCCCGUGCCGGGUGACUCCGCGCCGGCCGAAAAGCUCCUGAGAGGAUGGCAGCCACAGGGGGCGCCCGGGACCGGCGGCGGCGGUGGCGGUGGCGGUGGUGGCCGCGGCGGGCGAGGAGGAGCAGGGCGAGGCGGGGGCCAGCCUGCGGCACGAGGCGCGAGCACGCCGACAGCCGGCGUAGGCUGGCGUAGGCUGGCCAGUCCAAGCUGACAGCCUUUGUCGUACCUGCCUCCGUUCGCUCCUCUCUCUCGCUCUCUCCCCCUCCUUCUCUCCUCCUCUGCCAUUCUCGCCAUUCCCGCCAUCCUGCCCACGUCCUCGCUUCCCCUCCCUCUCCCUCCGGCCUUUCGCACUCCUCCAGGUGUUUGCCCUGUCCUUGUCCCUCCCUCCUCCCCUCUUCUCUUCCUCUCUCGCUCUCCCCCCUCCCCUCCUUGUGACCGGUGCAGUAACCGGGGCGCGUGCGCUUUCGAUUCCCUUGCCUUGCCGCACCCCUCCGCCCGCCCGGGUUCCCUAGAUAUAGACAUUUCCCUGAUUCUGC
Molecule: messenger RNA, 833 nt
Organism: Fonticula alba
Lineage: Eukaryota; Rotosphaerida; Fonticulaceae
Exons: 1
Coding region: 146-508 (120 amino acids)
Source: RefSeq, a predicted model, not a curated record